AAAAGGUAUAAAUACGACCAGAAUUGCAAAAUGAAUUCAAAUCACCAAAGAAUUGUGUUUGUCACAUGUUGCACAGCAAAGCGUUUGAAGAUUGUUAUAUUGAAUUAUCACGUCGCAAAAAAAUGUUCGCAGAAAAUCAAAUCAAAGUUUUUGCACGACCAGGCGAACUGCUCAUUCUCGCCACGUGCAUGACGGCAAUUGCGGCCUAUUCUGUACCGGUGGAAGUGAAGGCGGUAUGGGGAGUGGUUCCCGAACAAACUAUGCAGGGUGAAUGUACCUUCAACAUAGGAGAAUUCCAGAGAAAGGGCGAUUGGCAUGUGAACAUCACACUGACUAAGGCCACUAAGUCUAUAACGUGGUAUAUCAUGAAUGUCACUUCGCAACAUAAACGCGGCAAAUGGUACUACGGUGAAAAUUUUAAUGAGUAUGGACCCCAGAUAAUCAAGAUGCAGUUCCAAGUUACAUUCAAGGCCAAGCGACCACCUAAGGGAACCUGUAAUACAAAUAUUCCCUUUCCAACCACUGCGCCAAGAACGACCGCGCCUUUAACGACGCCAUCUACCACCACUGAGGCUUCAACAACGCCAUCUCCCUCGACAACGGUAGAUACGACAUUAACCCAGCCUCCGUCAGCAACGACACAAAUAUCAACAACAAUACCAACAACGAAACAGGAAUCAACAACGAUACCAACAACAGCUGAAAUGUCAACACAAACAACAAUAGUUGAGACAACUACAGCACAACAAUCCUCAAUGACUACCAAUGGUUUAUCAACUCAACUGCCUACAACUACAGCACAGCAAUCCUCAAUGACUACCAAUGGUUUAUCAACUCAACUGCCUACAACUACAGCAGCGAUAACUCGCCUCUCUUCAACAACGAUAAAGACAUCAACAACACAACAACAAUCAUCAACAACAGCUGUUGUGACGAGUCCUACUGUCCAGAUGACACGUCUUCCGGAAAACUGGGUAACGAAUGGAAAGAACUAUACGAAACUUAGCUGUGCCUUUCCAGUAAGCAGUUCACUGAAGAAAUUCAACAUUGAUAUCAAUCUUAACGCACCAUCAACAGAUUUGUGGAUUUGGAUUGGGGCCAUUAAUUACAAGGAUGUCAAUGGCCGACUGUACAGGGUCGGCAACUUCGCCGAGGAACAUCCGCCAACCUUAUCCUUUGUUUUUGUCGUGGAGUACUCCUCACUACAAUUUCCGUCUGGUACCUGUUCAUUAGACACCUUGGGUCAGACGAUGGCUACACCUCCGGUCACCUCAUUCACGACGUCAUCUAUUCCAACAUCCACUCAGUCAUCAGUCUCUACGUCGUCGUCAUCGACUGUAUCAACAACUAAGUCACCAUCAUCAGUACUAACGACAGAACAGAGUUCCAGUACUACCGAGAGUGGGAACGGACCAACUUCCACAACCCCAGAUCUGAAUACCAAGUAUGACUACGCCAAGGUAUUGGAGUACUCCAUUUUGUUUUACGAGGCUCAACGAUCUGGUGUCCUUCCGGCUAAUAACCGCAUACCUUAUCGAAACGUAAUUCCGCUACAAGUGACGAAUGACGUAGGCUUGGACUUGACAGGAGGAUGGUACGAUGCUGGUGAUCACGUCAAGUUUAGCUUCCCGAUGGCUGCCUCUACCACCAUUCUGGCCUGGGGAUUGGCCGAGUGGAGAGACGCUUACGUGGUGUCAGAUCAGCUAGGGCACGUGCUGGACUCCAUCAAGUGGCCUUUAGACUACUUCCUUAAGUGUUGGAGGGCUUCGUCACAGGAAUACUACGCUCAGGUGGGAAUUGGUGGUGUUGACCAUUCUUUCUGGGGUCGUCCCGAGGAAAUGACCAUGCAAAGACCAGCUUACAAAGUUACCAGAUCGAGUCCCGGAAGUGACGUAGCUGCAGAAACUGCUGCAGCUUUAGCUAUUGGAUCUUUCGUUUUCAAGCGUGAAGGAAACGCCACUUACGCCAACGAGCUGUUGUCAGCAGCUGAGAGUUUGUAUGACUUCGCCAACACCUACAGGGGCAAAUACAGUGACGCUAUCCCAGAUGCUCGAAACUUCUACAAUUCCCAAGUGGAUAUGACGACGAACUCUGCUAUUCCGCCGCCAUGUUGUAUAAAGUCACGGGGAAAACCGGAGUACCUUAACCAGGCAGAGGCUAUCUUUCCUCAGUCACAGAACAAGAAACCUUGGGCAUUCUCCUGGGACGAUAAGACUGUGGGAUGUCAGGUGCUGCUGUUUGAGGCUACAGGAAAAACUAUUUACCGGGAUCUUGUAGCAUCGUUCCUGCAAUCCUAUAUGCCCGGUGGUGACGUCCCCCGAACUCCGAAGGGCCUGGCAUGGCGAGAUGUGUGGGGCACCCUAAGAUACUCAGCCAACUCGGGUUUCAUCGCGUUAAUGGCAGCCCAGACUGGGAUAGCCGACAGCCCCGCUCUAGUGACGUCAUACAGGGACUACGCACGGAGCCAGCUUCAUUACAUGUUCGGAGAGAACGAGAUCAACCGCAGUUAUGUUAUCGGUUUCGGGGAUAGCUUCCCAACGCAGCCACACCACAGGUCCAGUUCCUGCGAUGACCUGCCGGCUGUAUGCAAUGACAGUAACCAGUACCGAGUCGGUCCCAGUCCUCAAAUCCUGUACGGAGCUCUUGUGGGUGGUCCAGAUCAGAAUGGAGAAUUCAUAGACAAGCGCAGCGACUACAUCCAAAAUGAGGUUGCGUGUGACUAUAACGCCGGAUUCCAGUCUCUCGUGGCAGGUAUUCUGGAUCUCGCACUCCAUUGAAAUCCAAGAUGAAUUAAAAUGUGAAGACACUAUACAUUCAAUGUUGGACAGUUUGUGCCAUAUGUGUGUGAGCAGCUCUUUUUGUCCCUCUCUUAACUUAACAUGAUUAUUACUGUUUUGUAUCAAGUCGAGUAUGCGAAUAAAUAUAACUUUUAUACAUGUA
This is a messenger RNA of Pecten maximus, 2940 nucleotides long. RefSeq lists its product as uncharacterized. NCBI's taxonomy places the organism in Eukaryota, Metazoa, Mollusca, Bivalvia, Pectinida, Pectinidae. Gene Ontology annotation, biological process: carbohydrate metabolic process. Gene Ontology annotation, molecular function: hydrolase activity, hydrolyzing O-glycosyl compounds. The record is from RefSeq and is a predicted model, not a curated record.